GUUUAAUUUUUUGAGCUGUAGUCCUCUUGCUUGCUGUUGGUGAUUAUUAAUGAGAACAUCCUAAUCACAUGAAUAAAUGAAUAUUGAAUGUAGACUGUAGUAUUUUUAGACCUUUCUCUUUAGUGUGCAUGGCUCUCUGCAUGUGCUGUGGUGAGAGCUCUCUGAUCUAUUCUAAUGAUUCUGUGGUGGUUUUGUGGUGUUUGUGACUUGACCUCACAUUUCUUUCUCUGUUAUGUGUCUCUUUUCAUUUGCAGUAAACAAAUGUUGUGACGUCAUCGUGUCUCCACAAGGUUGUAGUGAAUGCCCUGCUGGGAGCCAUACCUUCCAUCAUGAAUGUGCUGCUUGUGUGUUUGAUCUUCUGGCUGAUCUUCAGCAUCAUGGGGGUGAACCUUUUCGCAGGGAAAUACUACCAUUGUGUUAAUAUCACCAGCAAUGAGAUGUUUCUAAUCAGUGUGGUCAAUAACAAGUCAGAUUGCUUUGCCCUGAUUGCAAACAAUGACACAGCGCGCUGGAAAAACGUGAAGAUUAAUUUUGAUAAUGUGGGAGCCGGAUACCUGGCGCUACUGCAAGUGGCCACAUUUAAAGGAUGGAUGGACAUCAUGUACGCAGCAGUGGAUUCUCGUGAUUUGGAGCAACAGCCUGACUAUGAAUCAAACCUUUACAUGUACCUGUACUUCGUCAUCUUCAUUAUCUUCGGGUCCUUCUUUACCCUUAACCUCUUCAUUGGUGUCAUCAUUGAUAACUUCAAUCAGCAGAAGAAAAAGCUAGGAGGUCAGGAUAUCUUCAUGACAGAAGAACAGAAGAAAUAUUACAACGCCAUGAAGAAACUGGGAUCUAAAAAGCCUCAGAAGCCAAUUCCCAGGCCUGCG
Molecule: messenger RNA, 869 nt
Organism: Sinocyclocheilus grahami
Lineage: Eukaryota; Metazoa; Chordata; Actinopteri; Cypriniformes; Cyprinidae
Product: sodium channel protein type 2 subunit alpha-like
Exons: 5
Biological process (GO): neuronal action potential; membrane depolarization during action potential; sodium ion transmembrane transport
Cellular component (GO): plasma membrane; voltage-gated sodium channel complex
Molecular function (GO): voltage-gated sodium channel activity
Source: RefSeq, a predicted model, not a curated record